This is a messenger RNA of Epinephelus fuscoguttatus (brown-marbled grouper), 2688 nucleotides long. Its product is annotated as cytochrome P450 2J4-like. NCBI's taxonomy places the organism in Eukaryota, Metazoa, Chordata, Actinopteri, Perciformes, Serranidae. The coding region runs from base 655 to 2148 and encodes 497 amino acids. Gene Ontology annotation, cellular component: intracellular membrane-bounded organelle; cytoplasm. Gene Ontology annotation, molecular function: oxidoreductase activity, acting on paired donors, with incorporation or reduction of molecular oxygen, reduced flavin or flavoprotein as one donor, and incorporation of one atom of oxygen; heme binding; iron ion binding. Gene Ontology annotation, biological process: xenobiotic metabolic process. The transcript is spliced from 9 exons. The record is from RefSeq and is a predicted model, not a curated record.
UCAACAUUUCUUAUUGGAAAAUCUUUUUUGACAAAUAAAAGCGAAUCCAUUGGAAUAACAGUUCAAAAACAGGCCUUGAUCUGAACUCUCUGGGAGCCUUUUCUCCCCACUGACUUUAUAGCAUACAGCCUACAUUUCUACUAUUUCUCUAAGACUUCAGCCUCUUUAGUUUUGUAUUGGUCCGACCUAUUAACGCUCAUUUACACACACCUGCACAAAGAACCAGUGACAUUUAUUCCCACUACACUUUGACCUGUCGGCUGGACUUUACACUAGAAACAUCAAGUCUCAUAUCGCACACACACUGUAUGUUAUAUCUCUGAGCUGAUACUAGUUUUGCUGAUGCAUGACUGCCAUUAUACUAAUAAAGAUAAUAAUUUAUUAUUAUUACUUUAGGUAUUAUCAUCUGCAUGGCAGAGUUGUGUUUACAGAGUCUGUAGCUGGUUAUACAAGUAAUACACGUCACACACCUUUGUGCAGAGUGUUAAUUAGUCAUUACUGAAGUUUGCCCUGUCAUGCCAGUGUGUACUCACAGGGUGUGCUGAUAAUCAUAGGGUUAAUGCACAUGUGAGCAGGCAUUACAUAAUCAGUGUUUCACCAGGAAGAAGACAGUCCCAGGCGAUCCUGCAGCUGCUGGUUUAACUCUCUCUAACAAUGUGGCUUUAUAAUUUUUUGCUGGGUUUUGACCUCAAGGGGCUCUUCCUGUUUAUUUUCAUUUUCAUCCUCAUAGCAGACUUCCUCAAAAACAGGAAUCCUCCAAAUUAUCCUCCAGGACCGAUGGCGCUCCCCCUUGUGGGGAAUAUCUUCAGUGUGGACAGUAAACAUCCACACAAAUAUUUUACCAAGUUGGCUGACGUCUAUGGCAACGUGUUCAGCGUCCGCCUUGGUAGUGACAAGAUGGUGUUUGUGUCUGGGUACCAGAUGGUGAAGGAAGCCUUAGUGACACAAGCCGACAACUUUGUGGAUCGACCAUACAGUGCAACGGCUGACAGGGUGUACUCAGGAGACACCUAUGGUCUGUUCAUGAGCAAUGGUGAAACAUGGAAAAAACAGAGACGCUUUGCCUUGUCUACAUUACGUAACUUCGGCCUGGGCAAAAGCACCAUGGAGCAGAGUAUCUGUGAGGAGAUCCGACACCUGCAGGAGGAGAUAGAGAAGGAGAAAGGUGAACCUUUCAGCCCAGCAGGCCUCUUCAACAAUGCUGUGUCCAACAUCAUUUGCCAGCUGGUGAUGGCGAAACGCUUUGACUACAGUGACCACAACUUCCAGACCAUGCUGAAGUAUAUAUCUGAAGCCAUUCGGCUGGAGGGCUCUGUAUGGGGUCUGCUGUAUGAAUCAUUCCCCGGAGUCAUGAAGCACAUGCCAGGUCCUCACAACAGAAUAUUCAGCUACUACAACACCAUUCUCGACUUCAUCAAUGAGGAGGUAAAGAGCCACCAGGAGAACCUGGACCACAGUGAUCCCCGGGACUACAUUGACGCUUUCCUCAUUGAAAUGGAGAAGCACAAAGAAACUGACCUGGGCUUCACUGAGACCAAUCUGGCUAUGUGCUCUCUGGAUCUGUUCCUGGCUGGAACUGAGACAACUUCCACCACUUUGCUGUGGGCUUUGAUUUACCUCAUCAAAAACCCUGAGAUCCAGGACAAAGUCCAGGCGGAGAUAGACAGAGUGAUCGGACAGACCCGACAGCCCAGUAUGGCAGACAGACCCAACCUGCCCUACACUGACGCUGUCAUCCAUGAGAUCCAGAGGAUGGGAAACAUCGUUCCUCUCAAUGGACCCAGAAUGGCCGCCAAUGAUACGACACUAGGUGGUUACUUCAUACCCAAGGGUACGACCUUGAUGCCCAUCCUGACCUCUGUGCUGUUUGAUAAGACCGAAUGGGAGACUCCAGACACCUUCAACCCCGGACACUUCCUGGAUGCUGAGGGAAAGUUUGUGAAGAGAGAAGCCUUUCUAGUUUUCUCUGCAGGGAAGCGCGUGUGUCUCGGAGAAGGCCUCGCCAGGAUGGAGCUGUUUCUGUUUUUGGUUGGAUUACUCCAGAAGUUCUCUUUCUCUGUUCCUGAUGGAGUAGAGCUGAGCACAGAGGGAGUUACUGGAACAACACAUGUACCGCUUCCCUUCAAGGUUUACGCCAAGGCUCGCUGAAUUUUGUAACAUCUCACUGUGUCAUUUUUCAUCUAAACAAUGGGCAACACACAAGACUAAGCAAAAAAGGGAUAGUGCACCCAAAAAUGAAAAUUCAGCCAUUAUCUACUCACCCAUAUGCCGAGGGAGGCUCAGGUGAAGUUUUAGAGUCCUCACAUCCCUUGCGGCGGUCCAACUCCACCUAAUGGAUGCUGACGGCGCCCCAGAUUCAAACUUCCGAUGACAUCACAUACAUUGAGAAAGAAGACCAAGUCAUGGCACGAUUUGAUGACUCCACAAUCGCCUAAUCUGACACAGUGACUGUUGGAACAGACAAAACUGUCUGGUUGUAAGAACACAGCGUGAGGCAGUUUAGAGAAAACUGUAGUUUCUUUUCAAUCUUAGUCUUUCACUGUUGUAUGAUUACCCCAUGUACUUUUUCUUCACUCUGCCAGUUCAUUUAAUUCUGUGUAAAUACAACAUUGUUUUAUUUAGAUAUUCUUGUAUUAAUGGCACUGAGUUGUUUUUCCUUUGUCCUUCUUAUUAAAUAUAUCAGUAACA